CGCCUCUCUGCCAUUUGCGACCUGAUAGAGCUGUCACACGAAGACAUUCCCGAAUCGACACAUUGCAACAUCCCUACUGCAUUAACUGCUGAAUCCCUUGACACUGCCAAUUCCGUCUGCAGUGUCGUAGCGCUGCACGAUCUCAGCUUCACCGCAUGCGAAGCCCAAGCGCCAGCAUCCCUGCGCUCGCUGAGGAGCCUCACCCAUAACUUUGCAGGUGCAACAAAGACGUCCGACCACCCCAUUCGUUUCACCACACCACCCGAUGGCUACUACGACGUCUGGCCUAACCCGCCGAAGAGGAGGAGGGGCGGGUGCAGGGAAUGACGGCGACGAUACCAGCCGGGUGUCCUCACCUGUGCCCAAGCCUCGAGCAGACGAUCGCACACCUGAGACUUCAUACGAGAACUCCGCGAACGGCCACAAGAUCGCAUUCGACCCGCGGGACAUUAGCGAGAAUGCGGAGAGGAGCAAGCAACCCAAGCUGACGCUGAUGGAGGAGAUAAUUCUUAUGGGACUCAAGGACAAGCAGGGAUAUCUCUCGUUUUGGAACGACAACAUCUCGUACGCGCUGAGAGGAUGCAUUGUUAUAGAGCUGGCGUUCAGGGGUCGUAUAAGCAUGCAGAAGGACUCGUCACGGCGGCGGUUUCCCCUGGCCGAUAGGGUCAUCGAGGUCAUUGAUGAUACGCUGACGGGUGAGGUACUGCUGGAUGAGGCAUUGAAGAUGAUGAAGACGAGCGAGAAGAUGAGCGUGAACACAUGGAUUGACCUCAUGAGCGGCGAGACAUGGAACCUCAUGAAGAUUGGCUACCAACUAAAACAAGUCCGCGAACGCCUGUGCAAAGGCCUCGUUGACAAGGGCAUUCUACGCACCGAAAAGAAGAACUUCCUCCUCUUCGACAUGGCUACACAUCCGGUCGCAGACGGGGGCGCGAAGGAAGAGAUAAGGCGACGGGUCCGGAAUGUGCUCACGAGUCGCACCGUGGUGCUCCCGGCGAGCCAGUUCCUACCUGAAGAGAUGGAGUUUAGAUACCUCCGAACGAUCGUCAUGGUCUGCGCCGCUUAUGCGGCGAAUGUUCUCGAGAAUGCUCUCACCACCCUCGGACACGAGGCACGAGAACGGGCCUUUGCUCAGGUCGACGAGCUGCUGGCGGAAUACUCGCAAUGGCCGUUUGCACGGAGGUCUGGCGGUUCUGGAGGUGUUGGUGCCAACAUUGGCCAGGUGGUCAACGAUGAAGUCAACAGUGGUAAAGAUAAGGAGCUGCAGCUGGAGGUGGUCGCCGCGUGUUUGAGCGUCUUCACAAGGCUUGACUCGCUGCUCUGAGCCAAGCGCAUAUGAAGAUGCUAACUACAUUUUGAAGGAUCUCUGGGCUUUUCGGCAUGAUUCGGAAAGAUUUCGGCACAGGAUAAAUCCCACAGCUACGUCAAACUACGGACAGAUACGGCAGGGCAAGUCUGCAACCAUCGGGCAUGUUGAGGGCACGGGCGGUCUUCCUGGGAACAUGCCAUUCUUCUCGUUCAUAUCUCUAGCGUUUUCCUUUGCGGCAAUCGGUCGGGGAUAAGACAACGGCGUUGGGCCACUUGUUCUACGGCUGUAUUAGCAAGCGGCUUUUCUUCCUUCCCUUGGAUGGACUAGUGUUACAAAAAUCGCGUUCUACGACAAGCAAUUACUGUACACUUAUGGCAUGCCGGACGUAAGCAUUGUCCACUUGAGGCAGUCCAACCCUCCAGGCGUACCUAGGUACCUAGGUACCCGUGGACAGAACCAACCUUGGAAGGGUGUCUUGGCAUGUCACGUGAGAACAGAGUG
Trematosphaeria pertusa is the source of this 1810-nucleotide messenger RNA. Its product is annotated as vacuolar protein sorting-associated protein-like protein 74. The record is from RefSeq and is a predicted model, not a curated record. Gene Ontology annotation, cellular component: cytosol; trans-Golgi network; Golgi cisterna. Gene Ontology annotation, molecular function: phosphatidylinositol-4-phosphate binding. Gene Ontology annotation, biological process: Golgi vesicle budding; Golgi organization; Golgi to plasma membrane protein transport. The transcript has 4 exons. Bases 266 to 1324 code for a protein of 352 amino acids. NCBI's taxonomy places the organism in Eukaryota, Fungi, Ascomycota, Dothideomycetes, Pleosporales, Trematosphaeriaceae.